AGUGUGGCAGCGCGCCGCCAUAUUGACUGUUGUCUUGACUGAAGAAGAUAGGGGGAAACAUUUGUGAUCCUAGAAUAAUCGAAACCCGUGCUUUUAAACAUCUCUAAACUGGUGCAACAUUGGCCAAAGGAUAUCUCCGACACCUGCGUGAUGACGAGGAAGAAAAGCAAACAGCAAGGAGUCGGGAGCAAGGAGCUGGUGGCCGUACAACAGAACAUACCGAAGAGCCCCGUCUCUCCCGGAGAUGCAGCUGGCGGAGAUGCAGGGCUGGAUAGACUGGCCGCCAGGGCGAAUCAGGUAACUAGCCUAGCAAGCAGCGAAAAAUAACUAGUGGGCUAGCUAAAAGGUUAGCUCAACUACCAAUCAGUUAGGGUCUGCUAAUUCCUUGGGGUUUUUUGGAUGGUUGAUUGGUGAUUCUAGCUAGCUAAGUUGCAUUAACUAGCUAGUGCUCCAGGUUUGUAUUUUCGUUCAUUUACAAUUUCUGGUCGGGGCGGAGUGAUAGCUAGCUCCACUAGCUUAAUGCAUAAUUACAUUUUAGCCAGCGUUGUAAAUUGUGCAAGCCGGCAAUAAAUACCCAUCCGUUUUAGCCAACCAGGCUAGCUACAGCAACUAACGACAUCCAGUCUGCAUUUACUGGUAGUAGUUAAUGUCAGCCAGCAAGAUUAACAUUGUUGCAAGCGCAUGCCACGGACACGUAAAGUGUUGCCAUCGAAUUUCUAUCUAGCUUGUUAGCUCCUAGCUCACGGUGGUAUUGCAAGUUUGCUGACAUUUAAUCUCACUUGGCAGCUAGUACACAAUAUACUGUGCACCGGUGCUGUAACUACAUGUGUUAGCUAGUUGGCUAACAAACUACAUCCCAGGGAUAGUCAUCUUGCUAACUGUAAAUAGUGUUAACGUUUGGCUAGCACCAUGCAUGGCUUGCUUUGUUAUGUUUGCACUUUGCAUGCGAGAUCAGCGUCUAUAGUAUUCGUGUACACUUUCUCUGCGCACAUUUCUACUCUCAAGUGUCAUAUGCAUGCGUCGAAGUUGUUACCUAAACAUUACAUGGACGCCCUUGUAGGUGUAUGGUGUUUUGUGGUCAACAAAGCUUACUUUACCAGCAGACCACUAGUUAGUGUGGACUACAAUCACUACAAACUAGCCACUGUGCAUGUGCCAAGCUGCCUCCAUGGUCAACUUUUACUUCCUCUUUACAAUACAGAUGUUGUUGUGAUCAUUGUCAACAUGGUCAGGUCUUACUUGUGAAAUUCUAAUCUCUGUGUUAAAAACCUGACCUUAGAUCAGUAUCCAGGGGGUUAAAAACCUGAGCUUAGAUCAGUGUCCAGGGGGCAACUUCAUCAUGCUCCAUGUUCAUCUCACUAACCACCUCUCCUCGGAUCCCAUCCUUUCCUCCUCUCCUCUCCAUCCUCCUCCUCUCUUCCUGUCCUUCACCUAGAUUGACCUCUCUCUCCUCCUCUCUUCCUGUCCUUCACCUGGAUUGACCUCUCUCUCCUCCUCUCUUCCUGUCCUUCACCUGGAUUGACCUCUCUCUCCUCCUCUCUUCCUGUCCUUCACCUGGAUUGACCUCUCUCUCCUCCUCUCUUCCUGUCCUUCACCUGGAUUGACCUCUCUCUCCUCCUCUCUUCCUGUCCUUCACCUGGAUUGACCUCUCUCUCCUCCUCUCUUCCUGUCCUUCACCUGGAUUGACCUCUCUCUCCUCCUCUCUUCCUGUCCUUCACCUGGAUUGACCUCUCUCUCCUCCUCUCUUCCUGUCAUUCACCUAGAUGAUUGACCUCUCUCUCCUCCUCUCUUCCUGUCAUUCACCUAGAUGAUUGACCUCCUCUCUUCCUGUCCUUCACCUAGAUUGACCUCUCUCUCCUCCUCUCUUCCUGUCCUUCACCUAGAUGAUUGACCUCUCUCUCCUCCUCUCUUCCUGUCCUUCACCUAGAUUGACCUCUCUCUCCUCCUCUCUUCCUGUCCUUCACCUGGAUUGACCUCUCUCUCCUCCUCUCUUCCUGUCCUUCACCUAGAUUGACCUCUCUCUCCUCCUCUCUUCCUGUCCUUCACCUAGAUGAUUGACCUCUCUCUCCUCCUCUCUUCCUGUCAUUCACCUGGAUUGACCUCUCUCUCCUCCUCUCUUCCUGUCCUUCACCUAGAUGAUUGACCUCUCUCUCCUCCUCUCUUCCUGUCCUUCACCUAGAUGAUUGACCUCUCUCUCCUCCUCUCUUCCUGUCCUUCACCUAGAUGAUUGACCUCUCUCUCCUCCUCUCUUCCUGUCAUUCACCUGGAUUGACCUCUCUCUCCUCCUCUCUUCCUGUCCUUCACCUGGAUUGACCUCUCUCUCCUCCUCUCUUCCUGUCCUUCACCUGGAUUGACCUCUCUCUCCUCCUCUCUUCCUGUCCUUCACCUAGAUGAUUGACCUCCUCUCUUCCUGUCCUUCACCUAGAUUGACCUCUCUCUCCUCCUCUCUUCCUGUCAUUCACCUGGAUUGACCUCUCUCUCCUCCUCUCUUCCUGUCAUUCACCUGGAUUGACCUCUCUCUCCUCCUCUCUUCCUGUCCUUCACCUAGAUGAUUGACCUCUCUCUCCUCCUCUCUUCCUGAUGAUAGACCUCCUCUCUCCUCCUCUCUUCCGGGUUUCACCUAGAUGAUAGACCUCCUCUCUUCCUGGUUUCACCUAGAUGAUUGACCUCUCUCUCCUCCUCUCUUCCUGUCCUUCCUGUCCUUCACCUAAAUGAUUGACCUCCUCUCUUCCGGGUUUCACCUAGAUGAUUGACCUCUCUCUCCUAAUGUCACUGACUCACCUCUCUGUCGCUCUCCCCCAGCCGAUGCACACCUGCUGCCUCCUGUGUCACCGUGAGUUUAAGGACUGGGGGGCGAGCUCUGCCAACGGUCUGCCUGGGGGCCACGGGGCGAAGCUAGCCGAUGCUGUCCCAGCCCUGUCCCAGGCCCUGCUCAGAGAGGUGCCGGGUCGGAAGUUGUCCGACACCGUGCCGUCGCUGAGCCAGUCUCUACUGGGAGAGGUGCCGCUAUGGAUCUGCCAGAGCUGCCGGAAGAGCGUUGAGGAAGAGGAGAGACAGAGUGCCCAGGAAACGCCUGCACCGGUAAGAAGGGGAGGGGAGGACAGACGGAGCGUCCAGGAAAUUCCCACACCCGUAAGAGAGUGAGGGAGGAGGAGGAGGAGGAGGAUGAGGGGGGGGGAGGAGGAGGAGGUGGUAGGGGAGAGUGAGGGAGGAGGAGGAGGAGUAGGGGGGAGGAGGAGGUGGUAGGGGAGAGUGUGGAAGAUAAGGAGAGGCAGAGCGCCCAGGAAACGCCUGCACCGGUAGGAGGGGAGGGGAGGUAGGGGAGUGGAAGAGCAGAGAAGGGAGGUGAGGAGAUGUCUGCACUGCUGAAUAUGACGACCAUGCACCUCAAGCUAUCCAAGCAUCAGCACUAUCUACAGGUACAUUUUACAAUAGCCAUGUAACAGCUUGCUAGCUAUGGCUGUUUUCUAAAGGUCUCAAAAACCGUUACAAUAGGGUGUAGCUACAUCUGGUCACCUCGUCCACCAACAAGCUGAAAGGCACUGGAUCUGUUGAUGAUGGUGACGGGCAGCUUUAGGACUGUUAUCCUGUGGCAGUUUGUGGUGUCACAGUGCUGUAUGGCUAAAUUAAUACCACAUCUAAGGAUCCUGUCAUAAGAUUAGUCUCUCUUUUAAAGCUGUUUGUUCUCUGUCAGUCUUGGCCUUCUCUCGUCACGAGCAGAGGCACUGAGGUAGUCUUAUUCGUGUGGAUUCUUGAGAAAAUAUACUUUUCGUCUUAGAGGUGUUUUUAUGUAAACUAUUUCCGUAUUUAAAUGCGAUGCAAAUCCAGGAGAUUGCUCUGUGCUCAAGGUGAUGUAAUGCAAGUCAUUCGUUUUGUCAGAGCCAGAACGGCCCGUAGGGUUGGAGUAGAGCUGGGAUGAUAAACCCAAAAUGAUCCACACCGACCGAUCACUUAUCACAGGCAUUUAGCGGAUAUUGUUCAUUAUGAUAAGUAGCCUAUACAAGAGAAAUGUGAAGUUUGAAAUGAAAUAAGUUUGCUAAUAUGGGUGAUUUGUUAAUGGGACAAUUGAUGUCUUCAACCAUCAAACUAGUAGUAGUGGUUUAAAAUAUUAUAUAAAAACAACUGUGGUGCACAUGAAUGUUAUAAACUGUGGAAAUAGUCUGGGUAGCCAUUUGAUUAGCUGUUCAGGAGUCUUAUGGACCUAGACUUGGCGCUCCGGUACCGCUUGCCGUGCGGUAGCAGAGAGAACAGUCUAUGUCCAGGGUGGCUGGAGUCUUUGACAAUUUUUAGGGCCUUCCUCUGACACCGCCUGUUAUAGAGGUCCUGGAUGGCAGGAAGCUUGGCCCCAGUGAUGUACUGGGCCAUACGCACAAUCAAUCAAUGACAUUUUAUUUAUAAAGCCCUUUUUACAUCAGUAGAUGUCACAAAGUGCUAUACAGAAACCCAGCCUAAAACCCCAAACAGCAAGCAAUGCAGAUGUAGAAGCACAGUGGCUAGGAAAAACUCACUAGAAAGGCAGGAACCUAGGAAGAAACCUAGAGAGGAACCAGGCUCUGAGGGGUGGCCAGUCCUCUUCUGGCUGUGCCGGGUGGAGAUUAUACCAGUACAUGGCCAUUAAGGCCAGAUUGUUCUCCAAGAUGUUCAAACGUUCAUAGAUGACCAGCAGGGUCAAAUAAUAAUAACAGUGGUUGUAGAGGUUGCAACAGGUCAGUACAUCAGGAGUAAAUGUCACUUGGCUUUUCAUAGCCGGGCAUUUAGAGGUUGAAAUGGCAGGUGCGGUAGAGAGAGAGAGUUGAAAACAGCAGGUCUGGGACAAGGUAGCACGUCCGGUGAACAGGUCAGGGUUCCAUAGCCGCAGGCAGAAGAGUUGAAACUGGAGCAGCAGCACAACCAGGUGGACUGGGGACAGCCAGGAGUCAUCAGGCCAGGUAGUCCUGAGGCAUGGUCCUAGGGCUCAGGUCCUCCGGGAGGGGAGGGAGAGAGGGAGAGGACUGGGGACAGCCAGGAGUCAUCAGGCCAGGUAGUCCUGAGGCAUGGUCCUAGGGCUCAGGUCCUCCGGGAGGGGAGGGAGAGAGGGAGAGGACUGGGGACAGCCAGGAGUCAUCAGGCCAGGUAGUCCUGAGGCAUGGUCCUAGGGCUCAGGUCCUCCGGGAGGGGAGAGGGAGAGGACUGGGGACAGCCAGGAGUCAUCAGGCCAGGUAGUCCUGAGGCAUGGUCCUAGGGCUCAGGUCCUCCGGGAGGGGAGGGAGAGAGGUAGAGGACUGGGGACAGCCAGGAGUCAUCAGGCCAGGUAGUCCUGAGGCAUGGUCCUCCGGGAGGGGAGAGGGAGAGGACUGGGGACAGCCAGGAGUCAUCAGGCCAGGUAGUCCUGAGGCUUGGUCCUAGGGCUCAGGUCCUCCGGGAGGGGAGGGAGAGAGGACCAGGUGGACUGGGGACAGCAAGGAGUCAUCAGGCCAGGUAGUCCUGAGGCUUGGUCCUAGGGCUCAGGUCCUCCGGGAGGGGAGGGAGAGAGUAGUGCCUUGCGGUCGGAGGCCAAGCAGUUGCCAUACCAGGCGGUGAUGCAACCAGUCAGGAUGCUCUCGAUGGUGCAGCUGUAGAAGCUUUUGAGGAUCUGAGGACCCAUGCCAAAUCUUUUCAGUCUCCUUAGGGGGAAUAGGUUUUGUCGUGCCCUCUUCACGACUGUCUUGGUGUGCUUGGACCAUGAUAGUUUGUUGGUGAUGUGGACACCAAGGAACUUGAAGCUCUCAACCUUUUCCACUACAGCUCCGUCGAAGAGAAUGGGGGCGUGCUCGGUCCUCUUCAUUUUCCUGUAGUCCACAAUCAUCUCCUUUGUCUUGAUUACGUUGAGGGAGAGGUUGUUGUCCUGGCAACACACGGCCAGGUCUCUGACCUCCUCCCUAUAGGCUGUCUCUUUGUUCUCUGUGAUCAGGCCUACCACUGUUGUGUCAUCGGCAAACUUAAUGAUGGUGUUUGAGUCGUGCCUGGCCAUGCAGUCAUGGGUGAACAGGGAGUACAGGAGGGGACUAAGAACGCACCCCUGAGGGGCCCCAGUGUUGAGGAUCAGCGUGGCAGAUGUGUUGUUGGCUACCCUUACCACCUGGGGGCGGCCCGUCAGAAAGUCCAGGAUCCAGUUGCAGAGGGAGGUGUUUAGUCCCAGGAUCCUUAGCUUAGUGAUGAGCUUUGAGGGCACUAUGGUGUUGAACGCUGAGCUGUAGUCAAUGAACAGCAUUCACACAUAGGUGUUCCUUUGUCCAGGUGUGAAAGGGCAGUGUGGAGCGCAAUAGAGAUUGCAUCAUCUGUGGAUCUGUUGGGGCGGUAUGCAAAUUGGAGUGGGUCUAGGGUUUCUGGGAUGAUGGUGUUGAUGUGAGCCAUGACCAGCCUUUCAAAGCACUUCAUGGCUACAGACGUGAGUGCUACGGGCAGGUUAUCUUAGUGUCCUUGGGCACAGGGACUAUGGUGGUCUGCUUGAAACAUGUUGGUAUUACAGACAGGGACAGGUUGAAAAUGUCAGUGAAGACACUUACCAGUUGGUCAGCGCAUGCUCGGAGUACACGUCCUGGUAAUCCGUCUGGCCCUGCGGCCUUGUGAAUGUUGACCUGUUUAUAAAAAUCUUACUCACAUUGGCUACGGAGAGCGUGAUCACACAGUCGUCCGGAACAGCUGGUGCUCUCAUGCAUGUUUCAGUGUUACUUGCCUCGAAGCGAGCCUAGAAGUGAUUUAGCUCGUCUGGUAGGCUUGUGUCACCGGGCAGCUCGCGGCUGUGCUUCCCUUUGUAGUCUGUAAUAGUUUGCAAGCCCUGCCACAUCCGACGAGCGUCGGAGCCGGUGUAGUACGAUUCAAUCUUAGUCCUGUAUUGACUCUUUGCCUGUUUGAUGGUUCGUCUGAGGGCAUAGCGGGAUUUCUUAUAUUUCUCUAACAUUUACUCAGGUGUUUGCUGUAAAACAGAAUGUGUUCUGGUAAAACAAGUGCCAUUAUUUCCUACGUAGCAGUGUUUUGACCAGAGCCCUAUAGGCUUCCCUUUGGGCUCUGGUUAAAAGUAGUGUGCUAUACAGAGAAGUGUGUCAUUUAGACACAGACAUAAAUAAUGACCGGGCUCUGAACUAGCAUCUCUUGUUUCUUCCGGUGUCCUCCUCUCCCAGGUACCAGUCAGACGGCUCCAGUAAAUGUCAAUUAAUACAUCGUCUUCCUCCAUUUCUGCUCUGUCUACAGCAUCAAAUGUUUAGUGGGGAAAAAGGCUGUACCUAUCAACCAUGUCCUGAACUACCAUCUUCCCUUUCCCUCCUCCGGCAGGUUCCGUUGUCCCACUCAUCGUCGUGUAAGGCCCAGAGUUGUGGUAACGGUUACCCAGAGCAGAGCUCCGUAGACUGGGACCCAUCCUCCUUCCUCUCAGCCCACAAGCUUUCUGGUCUCUGGAACUCGGCUCACAGCAACGGAGGGGUCCACUGCAACCACAGCACUGCCUUGCACGCACAGCAAGGUAAACACACACACCAUGACCUUGACCCCACACCUCUCUCCCACAGCACUGCCUCGCACGCACAGCAAGGUAAACACACACACACACACCAUGACCUUGACCCCACACCUCUCUCUCACAGCACUGCCUCGCACGCACAGCAAGGUAAACACACACACCUUGACCCCACACCUCUCUCUCACAGCACUGCCUCGCACGCACAGCAAGGUAAACACACACACACACCAUGACCUUGACCCCACACCUCUCUCCCACAGCACUGCCUCGCACGCACAGCAAGGUAAACACACACACCUUGACGCCACACCUCUCUCUCUCUGCUCAGAUCUCUCAAGGUUAAGUCGUACACAGAUGCAAACUACUUUAGACAUUAAUUAUUUGGCAUGUUUUCAAUUAAUUUACUUUAACAAGAUGGUAAUAUUUGCAGACAUUUGCACUGACAAAAUUGAGGGAACUGUACUCGUGUGUAGCUAGCUACUGGCUACCUUGAAACAACAACACAACCUGUUACUCCUCUGAGUAAAACUUUAUUCCUUCUCCCUUCCUUCCUCCCUUCCUCCCUCCCUCCCUCCCUCCCUUCCUUCCUUCCUUCCUUCCUUCCUUCCUUCCUUCCUUCCUUCCUUCCUUCCUUCCUUCCUUCCUUCCUUCCUUCCUUCCUUCCCUCCCUCCCUCUGGUCCAAUAGGAACAGGGGGACCAGCGUGUCACGAGAAGCGAGGCUCUCACGAGGCUCCUGGGAAAUCUGCUAAAACCCCUGGGGCCAAGGUGUGCCCCUACAGUCACCCUUCCCAGAAUUCCAGUGGUUCGUCCCCCGGGAACCCGCUCUCUACCUCCGGGGACCUCUGUAAGAACACCCCCAAGCACUUCAAGACCAUGUGCCGACGACCAACUCCGCCUGGUGAGGUCUUUUUUUCUCACCCUUUUUAGGACACAGAGAACUCAAGACAUACCGGCGUCUAACUUGAAUUACUGUUCACAUGUCCCAUUGACAAUAGUGCAUUAUUAAUGGAUACACACGUAGAACUCAAGGAAGGAUUGUGCCCAUAGAUUACACCUCUAGAGAGAAGCAGAGAUAUGUAACCACUGGGAAUCACAACUAUGUUUGUCAAAUAUUCCACUCAACACUUUUGUCUCUCCUCCAGGCGAAGCGUUCCACCCCAGCGACCACCACCAACACUCGGACCUGUCUGUCCCCCCCAACAGCCCCACUGGCCUCUCCUCCUCUCAGCAUUCCUCUCUCCUGCCCCUCAAGCAGAGCUCAGGAGGGCAGCAGCACGGCCAUGUCUCCUCAUCCUCCUCCUCUCCCAGUCUAGCUGCUCCCGCUCCCUUCUCCCCGCUGGUACCAAACCUCCACGGCCCCCCGGCAGGGGCCAAGCUGGGGACCCUGGGUGGCCCUGAAUGCCCAACAGGGGCCCUCCAUAAGCCCUUGGCAUGUAAGAACUCACACAUUCCUCCUGUGAACGGUCAGCACAGCAAACUGGGCCCCUCCCUGAUGGGCUGUAAUCACCCCUGCAACGGCCACAGUGGGGGGGCACUGCCCUCUUCCAACGUGGGACACCUGACCGCUGGGCAACACCUGACCGCUGGGCAACACCUGACCGCUGGGCAACACCUGACCGCUGGGCAACACCUGAGCGCUGGGCAACACCUGACCGCUGGCGCCUGCAGGUUGGUAGUUUGGUAGAUAGUUUCACAGGAAUCUGAUGGAGAAGAACAAUGUAGGUUCAUAACAUGUAGUGAUGAGACAGGUCUAUCUAGUGAUGAGACAGGUCUAUCUAGUGAUGAGACGGGUCUAUCUAGUGAUGAGACAGGUCUAUCUAGUGAUGAGACGGGUCUAUCUAGUGAUGAGACGGGUCUAUCUAGUGAUGAGACGGGUCUAUCUAGUGAUGAGACGGGUCUAUCUAGUGAUGAGACGGGUCUAUCUAGUGAUGAGACGGGUCUGUCUAGUGAUGAGACGGGUCUAUCUAGUGAUGAGACGGGUCUAUCUAGUGAUGAGACGGGUCUGUCUAGUGAUGAGACGGGUCUAUCUAGUGAUGAGACGGGUCUAUCUAGUGAUGAGACGGGUCUAUCUAGUGAUGAGACGGGUCUAUCUAGUGAUGAGACGGGUCUAUCUAGUGAUGAGACGGGUCUAUCUAGUGAUGAGACGGGUCUAUCUAGUGAUGAGACGGGUUUAUCUAGUGAUGAGACGGGUCUAUCUAGUGAUGAGACGGGUCUAUCUAGUGAUGAGACGGGUCUAUCUAGUGAUGAGACGGGUCUAUCUAGUGAUGAGACGGGUCUAUCUAGUGAUGAGACGGGUCUAUCUAGUGAUGAGACGGGUCUAUCUAGUGAUGAGACGGGUCUAUCUAGUGAUGAGACGGGUCUAUCUAGUGAUGAGACGGGUCUAUCUAGUGAUGAGACGGGUCUAUCUAUGUGAUUGAGACGGGUCUAUCUAGUGAUGAGACGGGUCUAUCUAGUGAUGAGACGGGUCUAUCUAGUGAUGAGACGGGUCUAUCUAGUGAUGAGACGGGUCUAUCUAGUGAUGAGACGGGUCUAUCUAGUGAUGAGACGGGUCUAUCUAGUGAUGAGACGGGUCUAUCUAGUGAUGAGACGGUCUAUCUAGUGAUGAGACGGGUCUAUCUAGUGAUGAGACGGGUCUAUCUAGUGAUGAGACGGUCUAUCUAGUGAUGAGACGGGUCUAUCUAGUGAUGAGACGGGUCUAUCUAGUGAUGAGACGGGUCUAUCUAGUGAUGAGACGGGUCUAUCUAGUGAUGAGACGGGUCUAUCUAGUGAUGAGACGGGUCUUCUAGUGAUGAGACGGGUCUAUCUAGUGAUGAGACGGGUCUUCUAGUGAUGAGACGGGUCUGUCUAGUGAUGAGACGGGUCUAUCUAGUGAUGAGACGGGUCUUCUAGUGAUGAGACGGGUCUUCUAGUGAUGAGACGGGUCUAUCUAGUGAUGAGACGAGGUCUAUCUAGUGAUGAGACGGUCUAUCUAGUGAUGAGACGGGUCUAUCUAGUGAUGUGAGACGGUCUAUCUAGUGAUGAGACGGGUCUAUCUAGUGAUGAGACGGGUCUUCUAGUGAUGGAGGUUUUAGUGAAGACGGGUCUAUCUAGUGAUGAGACGGGUCUAUCUAGUGAUGAGACGGGUCUAUCUAGUGAUGAGACGGGUCUGUCUAGUGAUGAGACGGGUCUAUCUAGUGAUGAGACGGGUCUGUCUAGUGAUGAGACGGGUCUGUCUAGUGAUGAGACGGGUCUAGUCUAGUGAUGAGACGGGUCUGUCUAGUGAUGAAGGUCGUUAUGAUGACGGGUCUGUCUAGUGAUGAUGAGACGGGUCUGUCUAGUGAUGAGACGGGUCUGUCUAGUGAUGAGACGGGUCUGUCUAGUGAUGAGACGGGUCUGUCUAGUGAUGAGACGGGUCUGUCUAGUGAUGAGACGGGUCUGUCUAGUGAUGAGACGGGUCUGUCUAGUGAUGAGACGGGUCUGUCUAGUGAUGAGACGGGUCUGUCUAGUGAUGAGACGGGUCUGUCUAGUGAUGAGACGGGUCUGUCUAGUGAUGAGACGGUAUAUCUGUGAUGAGACGGGUCUAUCUAGUGAUGAGACGGGUCUAUCUAGUGAUGAGACGGGUCUAUCUAGUGAUGAGACGGGUCUAUCUAGUGAUGAGACGGGUCUAUCUAGUGAUGAGACGGGUCGUCUAGUGAUGAGACGGGUCUGUCUAGUGAUGAGACGGGUCUGUCUAGUGAUGAGACGGGUCUAUCUAGUGAUGAGACGGGUCUGUCUAGUGAUGAGACGGGUCUGUCUAGUGAUGAGACGGGUCUGUCUAGUGAUGAGACGGGUCUGUCUAGUGAUGAGACGGGUCUGUCUAGUGAUGAGACGGGUCUGUCUAGUGAUGAGACUGGUCUGUCUAGUGAUGAGACGGGUCUGUCUAGUGAUGAGACGGGUCUGUCUAGUGAUGAGACGGGUCUGUCUAGUGAUGAGACGGGUCUGUCUAGUGAUGAGACGGGUCUGUCUAGUGAUGAGACGGGUCUGUCUAGUGAUGAGACGGGUGUCUAGUGAUGAGACGGGUCUAUCUAGUGAUGAGACGGGUCUAUCUAGUGAUGAGACGGGUCUAUCUAGUGAUGAGACGGGUCUAUCUAGUGAUGAGACGGGUCUGUCUAGUGAUGAGACGGGUCUGUCUAGUGAUGAGACGGGUCUGUCUAGUGAUGAGACGGGUCUGUCUAGUGAUGAGACGGGUCUAUCUAGUGAUGAGACGGGUCUAUCUAGUGAUGAGACAGGUCUAGUUUGAUGUUUCUACAGUAGUGUUCCAUUGAUAGUUUGAUGUUUCUACAGUAGUGCUCCGUAGAUAGUUUGAUGUUUCUACAGUAGUGUUCCGUAGAUAGUUUGAUGUUUCUACAGUAGUGUUCCGUAGAUAGUUUGAUGUUUCUACAGUAGUGUUCCAUUGAUAGUUUGAUGUUUCUACAGUAGUGUUCCGUAGAUAGUUUGAUGUUUCUACAGUAGUGUUCCGUAGAUAGUUUGAUGUUUCUACAGUAGUGGUAGAUAGUUUGAUGUUUCUACAGUAGUGUUCAGUAGAUAGUUUGAUGUUUCUACAGUAGUGUUCCGUAGAUAGUUUGAUGGUUCUACAGUAGUGUUCCGUAGAUAGUUUGAUGUUUCUACAGUAGUGUUCCGUAGAUAGUUUGAUGUUUCUACAGUAGUGUUCCGUAGAUAGUUUGAUGUUUCUACAGUAGUGUUCAGUAGAUAGUUUGAUGGUUUCAUGGAAUGUGCAGUAAACGAGAGUUUUAUUAUAGAAUCUAGUAGGGAUGGCGCAAGUACUCAAGUCAAGGUUUGUAUUUGAUUGCUAAUAAUCGAAUACAAGUACUCCAAAUGUCCAAACUAUUUAGCAGGUUAAAUUGAUAAGCACUUACUGUUUAUUUUUUUGGGAGUAUGCCAAAUGCAGUGACAUUGUUUUAAUUCAGUUGUAGAUUUCAGCCGCAUUUCACGCUAACGUGCCAGGACUCAAAUUUGCAUGAGAUACUGGAACACAGACAUACUUUCAGAUGAAAUCAAGUAGUGAUAGGACAUGAUCGUGGUUCUGUCUGUCAUCACAUGGUUUCUCUCUGUCACUGUCUGUCCAUCUGUCUGUGCUACCUGUUGUCCCCAUCCUGUGUCCACUGUCUGUCCAUCUGUCUGUGCUACCUGUUGUCCCCAUCCUGUGUCCACUGUCUGUUCAUCUGUCUGUGCUACCUGUUGUCCCCAUCCUGUCUGUCCAUCUGUCUGUGCUACCUGUUCUCCCCAUCCUGUCUCCAUGCUACAGGGACCAGGCGUGUAAAGGACACAAGCUGUCUAACGGGGCGGGGGGGUUGUGUCACCCCCCGUCGGAGCUGGACGAGGGAGAGGAUGAGGACUCUAGUUCUGAGAGGAGCUCCUGUGCUUCCUCAUCAAACAACCAGAAGGAUGGGAAGUACUGUGACUGCUGCUACUGUGAGUUCUUCGGACACAACGCGGUAUGUAUAGGAGGGGGGGGGGGGACGCGGUAUGUACAGGAGGGGGGGGGGGGGCGGUAUGUACAGGAGGGGGGGGGGGGGACGCGGUAUGUACAGGAGGGGGGGGGGGCGGUAUGUACAAGGGGGGGGGGGGGGGGGCGGUAUGUACAGGGGGGGGGGGGGGGUAUGUACAAGGGGGGGGGGGGGGGGGGGGUAGGCAGGUAGCUUAGUGGUUAAGAGCGUUGUGCCAGUAACCGAAAGGUCGCUGGUUCUAAUCCCCGAGCCGACUAGGUGAACAAUCUGUCGAUGUGCCCUUGAGCAAGGCACUUAACCCUAAUUGCUCCUGUAAGUCGCUCUGGAUAAGAGCGUCUGCUAAAUGACUAAAAAUGUAAAAAUGUAAAUGUAAUGGGUAUGUACAGGAGGGGGGGGGGGGGGGGCGGUAUGUACAGGAGGGGGGGGGGCGGUAUGUACAGGAGGGGGGGGGGGCGGUAUGUACAGGGGGGGGGGGACGCGGUAUGUACAGGGGGGGGGGGGGGGUAUGUACAGGGGGGGGGACGUGGUAUGUACAGGAGGGGGGUAUGUACAGGAGGGGAGGGGGGGGGGCGGUAUGUACAGGAGGGGAGGGGAGGGGGGGGGGGAUGUACAGGAGGGGGGGGGGGGGGCGGUAUGUACAGGAGGGGGGGCGGUAUGUACAGGAGGGGGGGAAUAGAUACAGUUACAUAUCGGAUAUUAUACAGUUACAUAUCGGCGCUAGUCUGUAUCUACACCAAAACUCCAGUAUUUUUCAUAACUUGUUCUUCAUCUUUUAAAUAUUGAGCCAAUUUGUUUUCAACACUUAUUUCCAUGACUGAUCAAAACUUGCUUUAUCAUGGCUCUCUUGUUAUUUCGCAACUGCUGGUAUUGUUUGCAUUAAAUAAUAAUUACUAGAACAAAUUAUUAUACUGUACAAUAAUAGAUACAUUAUCGGAAAGUUUUCAGACACCUUGACUUUUUCCACAUUUUGUUUCGUUACAGCCUUAUUAUAAAAUGGAUUAAAUAGUUUUUCCCUCAUCAAUCUACACACAAUACCCCCAUAAGGACAAAGUGAAAACAGGUUUUUAGAAAUUUUUGCAGACGUAUAAAAUAAAUGAUAAUAAAAAUAUCUUAUUUACAUAAGUAUUCAGACCCUUUGCUAUGAGACUUGAAAUUGAGCUCCGGUGCAUCCUGUUUCCGUUGAUCAUCCUUGAGAUGUUUCUACAACUUGAUUGGAGUCCACCUGUGGUAAAUUCAAUUGAUUGGACAUGAUUUGUAAAUGCACACAGCUGUCUAUAUAAGAUCCCACAGUUGACAGUGCAUGUCAGAGCAAAAACCAAGCCAUGAGGUCGAAGGAAUUGUCCUUACAGGUUCAAGUCAGGAUUGUGUCAAAGCACAGAUCUGGGGAAGGGUACCAAAAAAUGUCUGCAGCAUUGAAGGUCCCCAAUAACACAGUGGCCUCCAUAAUUCUUAAAUGAGAGAAGUUUGGAACCACUUCCUAGAGCUGGCCGCCCGGCCAAACUGAGCAAUUGGGGGAGAAGGGCCUUUGGCAGGGAGGUGACCAAGAACCCGAUGGUCACUCUGACAGAGCUCUAGAGUUCCUCUGUGGAGAUGGGAGAACCUUCCAGAAGGACAACUAUCUCUGCAGCACUCCACCAAUCAGGCCUUUAUUGUGGCCAGACGGAAGCCACUCUUCAGUAAAAGGCGCAUAACAGUCCCCUUGGAGUUUGCCAAAAGGCACCUAAAGGACUCUCAGACCAUGAGAAACAAGAUUCUGUGGUCUGAUGAAACUAAGAUUGAACUCUGUGGCCUGAAUGCCAAGCGUCACGUCUGGAGGAAUCCUGGCACCAUCCCUACGGUGAAGCAUGGUGGUGGCAGCAUCAUGCUGUGGGGAUGUUUUUCAGCGGCAGGGACUGGGAGACUGAACGGAGCAAAGUACAGAGAGAUCCUUGAUGAAAACCUGCUCCAGAGCGCUCAGGACCUCAGACUGGAGCGAAGGUUCACCUUACAAUAGGACAACAACCCGAAGCACACAGCCAAGACAACGCAGAAGUGGCUUCAGGACAAGUCUCUGAAUGUCCUUGAGUGGCCCAGCCAGAGCCCGGACUUGAACCCGAUCGAACAUCUCUGGAGAGACCUGAAAAUAGCUGUGCAGCGAUGCUCCCCAUCCAACCUGACGGAGCUUAAGAGGAUCUGCAAAGAAUGGGAGAAACUCCCCAAAUACAGGUGUGCCAAGCUUGUAGCGUCAUACCCAAGAAGACUUGAGGCUGUAAUCGCUGCCAAAGGUGCUUCAACAAAGUACUGAGUAAAGGGUCUGAAUAUUUAUGUAAAUGUGAUAUUUCAGUUUUUAAAAAUGUAUAUUUAAUUUGCUAACAUUUCUACAAACGCUUUGUCAUUAUGGGUAAUUGUGUGUAAAUUGGUCGGGGGGGAAAAACAAUUUAAACCAUUUUAGAAUAAGGCUGUAAAGUGACAAAGUGGAAAAAGUCAAGGGGUCUGAAUACUUUCUGAAUGCACUGUAUUUGAAUUGGAGCGAAAAUAAUACAUUUCAGUGCGAUUUAUGAACCGUCAACAACAAAUCCUUAAAAAUGAAAAACAUUAAAGAAGGAUCUGUUUUGAUUUAGCUAAAUACAACACUGGAUGGCAUGAGAGAUGAGUUGGUCAUGCAACACUACAACACAAUACCACGAAACAUAAAUAACUAGAGAGAGACAUCUAAAAUAGUACAGUACUAUUUGUGCAAAAGCAAAUAGUCACUUGGUAGUAUGGUGUGUUGUCCGCGACCUGGUGUUGUUGAAGGCUCAGCUGGCAAUGGGGAAAGAAGGAUUUAAUUCAUAUUGAUAUGAAUUAAUUUGACACACUCUGACAAACUAACACAGAAAUCACUAACACACACACAAACUAUUAGGUCAUCACCUCUUACCUUAGCUGAGUGCCCCAUGGUGACGACCACCUUGGAUCCAGCUCUGGAAACCAGAUCCACAAGCCUGCCCAUUCCCUUCACCAUCUAUCCCUCAGGGGAGAAACGCAUGUUUCAGCACUUUAUCGGUCUUAUUUAUUUGGGUCUACAAAUAAAGUCAGUUGUCAUGGAGACCUAAAUGUUUUUCAAACACACACACACACAAAGAAGGGUUGUUCUUCAUAUCUGUCUCUCCCUCAAUUAAUUAACAUUCACUUGCUCAUUUAGUUUUGUGGCAUACGGGGAUGAAGAAUAGCUGGCUGGUUAAUGUUAGCUAUAGCAGCUUGUCUUUUUAAACUUCUCUUCAAUAGUACUGUCAUUCCAGUAACAUUGGCUCUAGCCUACCUUGAACAAUACAAAGGACAGGCAGGUUGUGAAGGCUUGAAUUUUUAGUUGAUCAAGUUUAACUAAUGCAUUGUGUGACGGGCUUAACAAGAACAACUUCCAAAGGGCUAAUUUGAGGUAGAAAUGAGUUGGAGCGCUCAACAACAACAAAAAAGCAGAGCUAGAAUGCCUCUUUUUUUAGUUAACGUACAAUGUCCCCUCCUCUUGGUGAAACGUGGACAUCUUCUAUGGUUGCAAAGCGCAGGGAGAAAGGUGAGCCAUGGUUGGCAUCUACAGUGGUGCGCAAUAGCAUAGUCCGUGUUUCCAUGAUGUUCUGCGACGCGACGUUUCCAUGUUUGUUUAGUUGGACCAGGAGAAGCAGCCCCACAGAUGUAUAUGAGCAUGUAUAUGACGUGGUGUACUUCACUAGCUAGCUGACUUGCGUAACGAACCUUGCUUGUUCCUCGGUGAAGAUGCUCUCAUCUCUCCAUCCAUGAUGAGGUGACAGACGAUCGUAAAAUAGUCCUUGAUUAGCGGUAAUCCAGAGCAUACUGUUAACUUUUCACAUUGGGCAUGCUAGUGUCAAAGUCGCGUCAAUUCAAAUCUGGUAUUAGGAACAAAAGAGGUCAACACGACUUCUAAGGUAUACUAGUUAUUUUAAUUAAUGCAAAAACCUUUAAUGGUAAAUAUGAUGUUUCGUAUAUACGGGCUCUCUGUGAUGCCUCGCAGGACACUCCAGAGAACUAACUCAUUGUUCCAGAAAACAAUACCCAAAUACUCUGACAGAGGAAGUUUCCCACUUCUCUGCUGGCCAAUUAGAGUAAAGACUUGAGUGGUUUAAACUUUCUCAGCCAAUCCGUUGAUGCAGGGGGUUGGUCUCAUCUCUUCGGCGCCAUUUGUUACACACUUCAGGCAGGCACAAGAUUAUCAUAACAACCUAUCAUAGUGAGAAGAGCCAGCUCCCUUAGACAUCAUUCCCAUGUCAAAGGAAGACUCAUAAAUCACAAUGAACUAUUAUAGUCUAGCAUUUGAAGACACAAUCCUUAUCUUCUCUUCACAUCAAUCACAGCCUGCCAGGUGUCACAGCCUACAUUAGCCCAGUCAAGACUGCAUUCUUUCUAAAUUAGUCAUCCCAUCAGUUUAGGAGAAUAAUAAAUCCCCAAUACUAGCUAAUGUAAAAAAAAUCUUCUAAAUGAACUAUUUUCCUUAAGUAAUCAUACAAAUAUUUUCACAUUGCAAUAAAGUAAAGGUUUUAAAGUAUCCAAAACAACCAAAAUCGCAAUUUCCACAAAAACAGAUUUUCGUUACAUUUUGGCAAUUUUCCCAACAAUUAGUCGGUGCGACAUCCCGACGGGUUCUCGUAGGCCACUUCACAUAUGGUGAGCAAUAUGUUUGGAACAUCGAAUCGCAAUAAAAUCGCAGUAUCGAAUUGCAAUACAUAUAGAAUCGUGAUAUCGUGAGGUCCCUGGCAAUUCUCAGCCCUAAUGUAUAGGAUGGUACAAUUAAUCAUUUAUUGAAAUAGCAUUAAAAGCAUGAACAAUAUAAACGUUGAGUGACAAAAGUAAUUUUUGACUACUGUGAAUUCUUCUGACACAACGCAGUACAUCUCUUUGACACACUUAGUAAUGGCUUGUAAUUGUAAUAGCAUUUAUGGAGCACUUUUCACUUGGCCACAUUGCGUUCAUGUUGGGGCCGAAUGUAAACCCCAUUGGUUGUUAAAUGUGAAAUCCGGUGACCUGGGAGUGGUCUAGCGGUCCAAGCCGCCGCCUCUGGAGCACAUGUAAGAUGUACCGCUGCCAGCAUGGGUUGGAAUCCCACCCACUGCUCUUUCAGCACUCUCUCUCUCCUACCUUUCAUCUUGGUCUCUCUCUAGUCAAUGAACAUACAACAACAAAAAGAGAAAUCAGAUUGUGUCUGGGUUUCAAUCCACAAAGACGCUCCCUCCAUUCUGCCGUCCUUCCCCUAAAUCUGAGAUGGCUGGAUAUGCGUAAACUCCCAACUAGUUUCUGCCUCCUGUCCAGCCUUCUCAGAUGUCUGAAGGGGAGUGAACAAUGGCAAAGGAAGGGAGCAAGUUAUUGAAAUGAAAAUCUCUCCUCUGAUCAUGUCCUCUCUUCCCUCCAGCCCCCGGCGGCUCCGACCAGCCGCAACUACACAGAGAUCCGUGAGAAGCUCCGGUCCCGUCUGACGCGUCGUAAGGAGGAGUGUCUUCCCCAGAGACGGGACUCUGACCCGGCCGUGUCCACCUCCAUCGACCACCGAGAUGUGGACGAGCUGCUGGACUUCAUCAACUCCUCAGAGCACAAACCGACCAACAGUGCUAAGGCUGCCAAGCGGGCGCGACAUAAACAGAAGAAGAAGGUGAUGUCAAAUGACCUGGUGGGAAUACUGCAAUACAGACAGCUGGAUGUACAGUACACCCCCUGGACAGGACACUAGUCUAUCUCCUGUUUCUGUAGUGAGACAGCUGGAUGUACAGUACACCCCCUGGACAGGACACUAGUCUAUCUCCUGUUUCUGUAGUGAGACAGCUUGAUGUACAGUACACCCCCUGGACAGGACACUAGUCUAUCUCCUGUUUCUGUAGUGAGACAGCUGGAUGUACAGUACACCCCCUGGACAGGACACUAGUCUAUCUCCUGUUUCUGUAGUGAGACAGCUUGAUGUACAGGACACCCCCUGGACAGGACACUAGUCUAUCUCCUGUUUCUGUAGUGAGACAGCUGGAUGUACAGGACACCCCCUGGACAGGACACUAGUCUAUCUCCUGUUUCUGUAGUGAGACAGCAGGACACCCCCUGGACAGGAUGCUCUGUGUUCUAUAUGCUAAUAAUGAAUUAACAAUGGAAAGUAACCACAUUUCCAUAGUUGUAAUUAGAAGUAUUAUCUGUCGGUACUCGUCUGUCUGUCUAACCAUCUGGCUGGCUGUCUAUCUAACCAUCUGGCUGGCUGUCUGUCUAACCAUCUGGCUGGCUGUCUGUCUAACCAUCUGGCUGGCUGUCUGUCUAACCAUCUGGCUGGCUGUCUAUCUAACCAUCUGGCUGGCUGUCUGUCUAACCAUCUGGCUGGCUGUCUGUCUAACCAUCUCUGUCUAACCAUCUGGCUGGCUGUCUGUCUAACCGUCUGUCUGUCUAACCAUCUGGCUGGCUGUCUGUCUAACCAUCUGGCUGGCUGUCUGUCUAACCAUCUGGCUGGCUGUCUGUCUAACCAUCUGGCUGGCUGUCUGUCUAACCAUCUGGCUGGCUGUCUGUCUAACCAUCUGUCUGUCUGUCUAACCAUCUGGCUGGCUGUCUGUCUAACCAUCUGGCUGGCUGUCUGUCUAACCAUCUGGCUGGCUGUCUGUCUAACCAUCUGGCUGGCUGGCUGUCUAACCAUCUGUCUGUCUGUCUAACCAUCUGGCUGUCUAACCAUCUGGCUGGCUGUCUGUCUAACCAUCUGGCUGGCUGGCUGUCUAACCAUCUGUCUGUCUAACCAUCUGGCUGGCUGUCUAACCAUCUGUCUCUGUCUAACCAUCUGGCUGGCUGUCUAACCAUCUGUCUCUGUCUAACCAUCUGUCUGUCUCUCCCCACCUCAGGAGAAGCAGACCCAGGCGGGUAGUGGUGAUGGUGAGGAAGCUGGCAGCGACCCCCCCUCCACCUCUCCAGACCCAGACCACCCCAGCCAGGAGGAGGGGGAUGUGGACGGGGAGGAGGGUGAGGACCCAGACCUCCCCAGCCAGGAGGAGGGGGAUGUGGACGGGGAGGAGGGUGAGGACCCAGACCUCCCCAGCCAGGAGGAGGGGGAUGUGGACGGGGAGGAGGAUGAGGACCCAGAGGCUAGUCGGCUGUUGGAGUGGCCUCAGCUGGAACUAGAGAGGGUCAACUCCUUCCUGACCUCUCGGCUAGAGGAGAUCAAAAACACCAUCAAGGUAAGGAUAGAUGCGUCCCAAAUGACACCCUAUUCCCUAAAUAGUGCACUACUAGGGCGGCAGGUAGCUUAGUGGUUAAGAGCGUUGUGCCAGUAACCGAAAGGUCGCUGGUUCUAAUCCCCGAGCCGACUAGGUGAAACAUCUGUCGAUGUGCCCUUGAGCAAGGCACUUAACCCUAAUUGCUCUUGUAAGUCGCUCUGGAUAAGAGCGUCUGCUAAAUGACCAAUUAUUAUUAUUAUUAUAUUAUUAUUAUAUUAUUAUUACUUUUAACCAGCGCCCAUGGGCAAAAGUAGUGCACUAUAUAGGGAAUAGGGUGCCAUCUGGGACUCAAAUGAUCACUGUCCAUAUAUAGGGCACUAUAAAAUCCGCGAUGCGGAGAAGUUGGACGGAAUUCAACAAUAUACAAUUGGGGAUCGAAUUUUGUAGGAAAUCAACUAUACUGGUCAAAAAUAUAAACCGCAACAUGUGAAGUGUUGGUCCCAUGUUUCAUGAGCUGAAAUAAAAUAUCUCAGAAAUUCCAUAUGCACAAAAAGCUUAUUUCUCUCAAACUUUGUGAACAAAUGUGUUUACCUCCCUGUUAGUGAGCAUUUCUCCUUUGUCAAGAUAAUCCAUCCACCUGACAGGUGAGACAUAUCAAGAAGCUGAUUAAACAUGAUCAUUACACAGGUGCACCUUGUGCUGGAGACAAUAAAAAGCCACUCUAAAAUGUGCAGUUUUGUCACACAACACAAUGCCACAGAUGUCUCAAGUUUUGAGGGAGCGUGCAAUUAGCAUGCUGACUGCAGGAAUGUCCACCGUAGCUGUUUCCAGAGAAUUUAAUGUUAAUUUCUCUACUAUAAGCCACCUCCAACAUCGUUUUAGAGAAUUUGGCAGUACGUCCAACCGGCCUCACAACCUCAGGCCAUGUGUAACCACGCCAGCCCAGGACCUCCACAUCAGGCUUCUUCACCUGCGGGAUCGUCUGAGGGGGAGGGUGGGGUGCUGAGGAGUAUUUCUGUCUGUAAUAAUGCCCUUUUGUGCAGAAAAACUCAUUCUGAUUGGCUGGGCCUGGCUCCCCAGUGGGUGGGCCUUUGCCCUCCCAGGCCUACCCAUGGCUGUGCCCCUGCCCAGUCAAAUGAAAUCCAUAGAUUAGGGCCUAAUGCAUUCAUUUCAACUGACUGAUUUCAUUAUAUGAACUGUAACUCAGUAAAAUCUUUUUAAAUUGUUGCAUGUUGCGUUUUAUAUUUUUGUUCAGUAUAAAUGUAUUGAACUUGUUAGAAAAUGUAUUAAUAAUAAUAAUAAUAAUAAGCCAUUUAGCAGACGCUUUUAUCCAAAGCGACUUACAGUCAUGCGUGCAUACAUUUUUUUGUGUAUGGGUGGUCCCGGGGAUCGAACCCACUACCUUGGCGUCCAAGAUUAUGAUAAGACAUGGACAAAAUUCAUCAGUGAUGCGUAUUGGCCUUCAGCUUUCCGAAGAGGCAACACAGGAAUGUCCGUCUGUCUGUUUCUCUACCACUUUGUGUAGCCGUUAGCAAUGAUGCUAAUUACAACCAUCUUCUGGUAGAUGGAAAGGCUUUCCCAAAAACCUUCUCAAUUAAAUGUUAACUACAAAGUAGUCUAUGCCAACCUGGCAGAAUGUUAACUACCCAGUAGUCUAUGCCAACCUGGCAGAAUGACAUCAUGAUUAUUUGAAUCAAUCCAGUGGUGAUUUGUUUAGCUAACUCUGCAAUCACCACAAAAUACAAAUGUAGUAGAUUUCUCCCAGACCUCAAAAGUGGUCUUCUGAUGUUGUUUACGCAUUGUUGUGGAUUUAGAACAUCCAAUUUGGUUGUUUUUCUAUAAAAAAUAAGUGUGAUUUUGAGGGACUAAAACCUGAACAGGGAAAAAUCUGAACCUGGAAAAACUAAACGGAGAAAAGGGAAUUAGGCAAAAAAUAAAACCGAUUUUAAUUGGCCCACUGAUAACAUGUAGUUAUUGCCUAAUGGUUGUCUCUUGUUGUAUUGUAUUAAGUAAAGUAAGUAGUCUUGUCUGAGCCUGAAAUGGUAUCUCCUGUUUCUGUAGUGAGGAGCUUGACACCCCCUGGACAGGACACUAGUCUAUCUCCUGUUUCUGUAGUGAGGAGCUUGAUGUACAGGACACCCCCUGGACAGGACACUAGUCUAUCUCCUGUUUCUGUAGUGAGGAGCUUGAUGUACAGGACACCCCCUGGACAGGACACUAGUCUAUCUCCUGUUUCUGUAGUGAGGAGCUUGACACCCCCUGGACAGGACACUAGUCUAUCUCCUGUUUCUGUAGUGAGACAGCUUGAUGUACCAGAACACCCCCUGGACAGGACACUAGUCUAUCUCCUGUUUCUGUAGUGAGGCAGCUUGAUGUACCAGUACACCCCCUGGACAGGACACUAGUCUAUCUCCUGUUUCUGUAGUGAGGAGCUUGACACCCCCUGGACAGGACACUAGUCUAUCGCCUGUUUCUGUAGUGAGGAGCUUGACACCCCCUGGACAGGACACUAGUCUAUCUCCUGUUUCUGUAGUGAGGCAGCUUGAUGUACAGGACACCCCCUGGACAGGACACUAGUCUAUCGCCUGUUUCUGUAGUGAGACAGCUUGAUGUACAGUACACCCCCUGGACAGGACACUAGUCUAUCUCCUGUUUCUGUAGUGAGGAGCUUGACACCCCCUGGACAGGACACCCCCUGGACAGGACACUAGUCUAUCUCCUGUUUCUGUAGUGAGGAGCUUGACACCCCCUGGACAGGACACUAGUCUAUCUCCUGUUUCUGUAGUGAGGAGCUUGACACCCCCUGGACAGGACACUAGUCUAUCUCCUGUUUCUGUAGUGAGGAGCUUGACACCCCCUGGACAGGACACUAGUCUAUCUCCUGUUUCUGUAGUGAGGAGCUUGACACCCCCUGGACAGGACACUAGUCUAUCUCCUGUUUCUGUAGUGAGGAGCUUGACACCCCCUGGACAGGACACUAGUCUAUCUCCUGUUCAUCCUGUCAGAGGAAAGGCCAUAAAAUUGUCAAAGACUCCAGCCACCCUGGUCAUAGACUGUUCUCUCUGCUACCGCACGGCAAGCGGUACCGGAGCGCCAAGUCUAGGUCCAUAAGACUCCUGAACAGCUAAUCAUGGCUACCCAGACUAUUUGCAUUGUUGGUUAAGGGCUUGAAAGUAAGCAUUUUACAUUUACAUUUUAGUCAUUUAGUAGACGCUCUUAUCCAGAGCGACUUACAGGAGCAAUUAGGGUUAAGUGCCUUGCUCAAGGGCACAUCGACAGAUUUUUCACCUAGUCGGCUCGGGGAUUAGAACCAGCGACCUUUCGGUUACUGGCACAAUGCUCUUAACCACUAAGCUACCUGCCACCCUAUUUCACUGUAAGGUCUACACCUGUUGUAUUCGGCGCAUGUGACGAAUAAAGUUUGAUUUGAUUUGUUUUUGUAUUGAGGCAGCUUGACACCCCCUGGACAGGACACUAGUCUAUCUCCUGUUUCUGUAGUGAGGCAGCUUGAUGUACAGGACACCCCCUGGACAGGACACUAGUCUAUCUCCUGUUUCUGUAGUGAGACAGCUGGAUGUACAGGACACCCCCUGGACAGGACACUAGCCUAUCUCCUGUUUCUGUAGUGAGACAGCAGGACACCCCCUGGACAGGGCACCAGUCUAUGGCAGGGCCUAUUGUAUUGAUGUUGUUUGUCUAUCUAUUUGUGUUUAUUUGAUUUUACAUAUUAUUAGUUGCACAUUGUCUAGUGAAUAUAAUCUGGAGGUAGUCUUUUAGGGGUGGUUUCGCUGACAUAAAUUAAGCAUAGUCCUGGACAAAGAAAUCUAGCUCAAUGGAGCAUCUCCAUCGAACAAAAUGUAGUCCAGGACUCGGCUUAAUCUGUCCAUGAAACCGGUCCUAAAUCUGUUAAUAUCAGUGUUUCCUCUUUUUUCUAAAAUAAAAACGUUGACCUUUGACCUUGCAGGACUCUAUCCGGGCCUCGUUCUCCAUGUACGACCUCAACCUGGAUGUGAAUGACUUCCCUAAGAAGGCUGCUACUCUGGAGGGCAACCAUCUUCUCUCCCACCUCAACGGCUCCUCCUGCUCUGACCUGCAGCAGAUAGACCUAGACCUGGCCCCUCUCUCCCUGGGUACCUUCAAGAGUCAUCUGGACCUGGUCAAAGGCUGGGAGGAGGCCCAUCCCCGGGACCACUCCCCCAUCGGACCCAUCUCACCCCUGGCUAGUGAUACUGUACCUGGGGUAGGGGGACCAGGGGCUGCGGCUGGUACUGGGGUGAAGGAUGUUCAGAGGCUCCACACCACCCCCAGCCUCUCCAAGCUGAUCCGGGUGCGCACCCCAGAGAGGUGCCGCUCUGCUAGGCCUGAGAAUAAACACCAGGCCCCUGCUUCGACCCAGACCCAGGCCUCCACCACGGCGGCUAAGCCUAAAGAGGAGGCCCCAGCGGAGCCCAACAACAUUACUCCUGGGGCUAAUGCUGGGGCUGGCAAGAACAUUAAUACCCCUACUCCUGGGGCUGGGGUUAAUGCUGGGGCUGGCAAGAACACUUCUACUCCUGGGGCUGGGGUUAAUGCUGGGGCUGGCAAGAACACUUCUACUCCUGGGGCUGGGGUUAAUGCUGGGGCUGGCAAGAACACUUCUACUCCUGGGGCUGGGGUUAAUGCUGGGGCUGGCAAGAACACUUCUACUCCUGGGGCUGGGGUUAAUGCUGGGGCUGGCAAGCUGAAGAAAGGCAAGAAGCAGCAGCAGCAACGGCAGGACCAGCUACCUCCAGAACAGAACCAGACCAGACCCGGAUCCAAAGCAGCUGCAGAGUCUCAGAAAACUGGUUCCAACAGUUCUGAUGCUGUGGGCUCUAACGGUUCUAAGGCUGGUUCUGGUUCCAAACCACCACCUCACUCAGCUGAGAGCCAGAGAACCGGGCCAAGGAGGGCAGAGGAGACCAGGCCCACCCGGCAGCAGGCCACCAACGGGACAGUGAGUAGCGGGGGUGCUCCCAGCGCCCAAAGAGGGAAGGGGGAGGAGCAAGAGGCCAAAGGUCACUCUGUCACCUCAGCCAAUCACAACCAAGCCCAGCAGCAGCAACCCAAGGGGAAGACUAAGAAGAACAAGAACAAGGGGGAGAAAACCAGCCGCAACAUCGGUACGUUAGUUUAGAUAACCCUCGUUGACUGUUUCUUGUGUUAUACAUGUUGUAGGAUGGGAGACAUGUCAGGUACGUUAGUUUAGAUAACCCUCUAGUUGACUGUCUCUUGUGUUAUACAUGUUGUAGGAGGGGAGACUUGUCAGGUACAGUUGAAGUCGGAAGUUUACAUACACUUAGGUUGGAGUAAUUUAAAACUCAUUUUUCAACCACUCCACAAAUGUCUUGUUAACAAACUAUAGUUUUGGCAAGUCGGUUAGGACAUCUACUUUGUGCAUGACACAAGUCAUUUUUCCAACUAUUGUUUACAGACAGAUUAUUUCACUUAUAAUUCACUGUAUCACAAUUCCAGUGGGUCAGAAGUUUACAUACAAUAAGUUGACUGUGCCUUUAAACAGCUUGGAAAAUUCCAGAAAAUGAUGUCAUGGCUUUAGAAGCUUCUGAUAGGCUAAUUGACAUCAUUUGAGUCAAUUGGAGGUGUACCUGUGGAUGUAUUUCAAGGCCUACCUUCAAACUCAGUGCCUCUUUGCUUGACAUCAUGGGAAAAUCAAAAGAAAUCAGCCAAGACCUCAGAAAAACAAUUGUAGACACCUCCACAAGUCUGGUUCAUCCUUGGGAGCAAUUUCCAAACGCCUGAAGGUACCACGUUCAUCUCUACAAACAAUAGUACUCAAGUAUAAACACCAUGGGACCACGCAGCCGUCAUUCUGCUCAGGAAGGAGAUGCGUUCUGUCUCCUAGAGAUGAACGUACUUUGGUGCGAAAAGUGCAAAUCAAUCCCAGAACAACAGCAAAGGACCUUGUGAAGAUGCUGGAGGAAACGGGUACAAAAGUAUCUAUAUCCACAGUAAAACGAGUCUUAUAUCGACAUAACCUGAAAGGCCGCUCAGCAAGGAAGAAGCCACUGCUCCAAAACCGCCAUAAAAAAGCCAGACUACGGUUUGCAACGGCACAUGGGGACAAAGAUGGUACUUUUUGGAGAAAUGUCCUCUGGUCUGAUGAAACAAAAAUAGAACUGUUUGGCCAUAAUGACCAUCGUUAUGUUUGGAGGAAAAAGGGGGGCGCUUGCAAGACGAAGAACACCAUCCCAACCGUGAAGCACGGGGGUGGCAGCAUCAUGCUGUGGGGGUGCUUUGCUGCAGGAGGGACUGGUGCACUUCUAGAUGGCAUCAUGAGGAAGGAAAAUUAUGUGGAUAUAUUGAAGCAAAUCUCAAGACAUCAAUCAGGAAGUUAAUGCUUGGUCGCAAAUCGGUCUUCCAAAUGGACAAUGAGCCCAAGCAUACUUCCAAAGUUGUGGCAAAAUGGCUUAAGGACAACAAAGUCAAGGUAUUGGAGUGGCCAUCACAAAGCCCUGACCUCAAUCCUAUAGAAAAUGUGUGGGCAGAACUGAAAAAGUGUGUGCGAGCAAGGAGGCCUACAAACCUGACUCAGUUACACCAGCUCUGUCAGGAGGAAUGGGCCAAAAUUCACCCAACUUAUUGUGGAAGGCUACCCAAAACGUUUGACCCACGUUAAACAAUUUAAAGGCAAUGCUACCAAAUACUGAUUGAGUAUUCUGACCCACUGGGAAUGUGAUGAAAGAAAUAAAAGCUGAAAUAAAUCAUUCUCUCUACUAUUAUUCUGACAUUUCACAUUCUUAAAAUAAAGUGGUGAUCCUAACUGACCUAAGACGGGGACUUUUUACUAGGAUUAAAAGUCAGGAAUUGUGGAAAAACUGAGUUUAAAUGUAUUUGGCUAAGGUGUAUGUAAACUUCCGACUUCAACUGUACGUCAGUUUAGAUAACCCUCUAGUUGACUGUCUCUUGUGUUAUACAUGUUGUAGGAUGGGAGACAUGUCAGGUACGUUAGUUUAGAUAACCCUCGAGUUGACUGUCUCUUGUGUUAUACAUGUUGUAGGAGGGGAGACAUGUCAGGUAUGUUAGUUUAGAUAACCCUCUAGUUGACUGUCUCUUGUGUUAUACAUGUUGUAGGAUGGGAGACAUGUCAGGUACAGUUGAAGUCGGAAGUUUACAUACACCUUAGCCAAAUACAUUUAAACUCAGUUUUUCACAAUUCCUGACUUUUAAUCCUAGUAAAAAUUCCCUGUCUCUUGUGUUAUACAUGUUGUAGGAGGGGAGACGUCAGUGUGACUGAUAAAGUGACAGUCAGCGUUAGCGUUCUUUGGUUGUGAUGUUUCUGUCACGUUUCUUUCUUCCCCAGACGAUGUGUUUCUCCCUAAAGACGUAGACCCAAAAGAAAUGGAUGAGAUUGAUCGUGAGGUGGAGUACUUCAAAAGGUAACGCUCAGCCUCUGUGACAAUCCAAAACAUUUAGGGCCGCUUUACCAAACAGACAAAGAUUCUCCAUUUAAAAGUGAUUCUUAAUCUAAGACUAGACUUAGUCUUUGUCUGGGAAACUGGCCCUUGUUUUUAGUGAUAUUUCUCUCUCCCUCCAUCUCUCUCCUCUCUGUAGGUUUUGCCUUGACUCUGCUAAACAGACCCGCCAGAAGGUUGCAGUAAACUGGUCCAAUUUUAGCCUCAAAAAGGUUCCUUCCAACGCAGCCCAGUAACUGACGGGUU
This is a messenger RNA of Coregonus sp. 'balchen', 27779 nucleotides long. The record is from the annotation of a GenBank genome assembly. Lineage: Eukaryota; Metazoa; Chordata; Actinopteri; Salmoniformes; Salmonidae.